Messenger RNA from Drosophila miranda, 1511 nucleotides. RefSeq lists its product as uncharacterized. The record is from RefSeq and is a predicted model, not a curated record. Lineage: Eukaryota; Metazoa; Arthropoda; Insecta; Diptera; Drosophilidae. The transcript is spliced from 3 exons. Bases 841 to 1242 code for a protein of 133 amino acids.
AUUCAAACAGUUUUUGCCAUGUCCUCCAAAGAGGGUCCGCAGUUUGUCGUUGAUUCUGCAAGAGUGCGGCUUAGGGACCGGAUAUAUCAGAACGGUUUUGUUAAGUGAAAUAUUUCAAACGUCAAUUGAUGUAGUAAUAAACAUACAUGGGCAAAAGUUUGAUAAGAAAUUAAAUUUUACUUCAAUAAAUUAAACAAAUCCACGUAAAAUACACAAAAAUAAUAAUGAUUAACAGCAUCCAAAAGUGAGAAUUAUAUGUUAUGUGUGACAAAAUGUGAAAGAGAAAUGAUCACAAAAUCGGAAUUGUUCGGAUCUCAAUCAGUUCCAUCCAUUAUAUUAAUGGAAAAUGAGUUUUAAAUGCUAAUGGCCCGCAUAACAAUGGAUAUGUGCAAGCAUACGACACCCAAAGUUCUGUCCGAGAAUAUUACCUUUGAGUGCUAUUUGUAUUGCAGCAGCAGUAGCCGUAGCGGAGUUCGGCAAAUUCUUCAGAAAAAAAUUAAUAAAUAUAAAUUUAAAUUGCUGAAAAUGUUCCUCAACCUCAGCGGACAUUAAUAAGUAGUAUCGCAUGUGCCACCUGACUGACUCGCCAGAAGAGAGGAAAACCCAAGAACUAAUCUGGCUGGUGUGGAAAUUAUCAUCUAAGCCUACCCAAAAGGAUUAAAACGGAAUACGAAUGUCAUACGAGGGUCAGUGCGCGCCAGUCGAACGUCUAAUCCUACACGAAAUUGACGGUUGAUUGGAGGAAAAUCAACCCCACUGUCACCUACGUGCAUUAAACAGGAACAAGAGGCCGUCCAAAGGACACACCACCCCCGAAGCAGCCAACCCACACAACGACAGAUGUCGCCAUCAUCGGCCUCGACGCUGCCGCCACCCCAGCAGCAGCCGCAACUCCGACAGCGACGACUGCUGCCUGGAGAACGAGCCGGCUGCAUCUCUCGAGGCGACAAAUGGUGCCAUUUUCUCUCUGGAUGCCGGCAAUCAGACAGCGGAGACAGCUUUCGUUGCCGCUGGCCGGGAGCCUGGGCAUGGGCGCGGAGCGCGGAGCAGUUGAGUGCAUAUGACUUGGAAAUAUGGUUUCAGCAAAUCGAGGAAUUUGGCUUCCAGCCUGAGAAUGGCUUCCAGCCUCAGGGCGAGCACCUGACCACCGGAUGUGGUGGAUCCGCAACCAGCCCGAGAAGAACGAGGAACCACUACCACCUUGGUCACGGCCAUGGUCAUGGCGCCGAGCAGGGAAAAUAGAAUCUGCAGCAGGAACAUUUGUGGCAGCUGCCAGUGGGCUCAGCGAUCUCAGCGCCGGUAGCAGCCUCUGGUUUCCUACGAAAGGCAGAUUUGAUUAGCAGAAAGAAUAUUUGCUGAGCUGCAUCCUCGAAGCACACUCUUUCUGCGCACACAUAUAGGAUAGACCACUUCCCUUACAUCUACAUCAAUUUAAACAUGCUCCUGUGCAGCUCGACUGCGUGUCCGCUGUGACGUCCACAUUUAUUACCAGAGAUAAUAAUAAUUUAAUA